Molecule: messenger RNA, 2085 nt
Organism: Drechmeria coniospora
Lineage: Eukaryota; Fungi; Ascomycota; Sordariomycetes; Hypocreales; Ophiocordycipitaceae
Product: cytoplasmic dynein 1 intermediate chain 2
Exons: 2
Coding region: 1-2085 (694 amino acids)
Biological process (GO): transport along microtubule
Cellular component (GO): cytoplasmic dynein complex
Molecular function (GO): dynein light chain binding; dynein heavy chain binding
Source: RefSeq, a predicted model, not a curated record
AUGCAGCAACGUCGAGAUGAGAUCCUUGCCAAGAAAGCUAAGCUCGCCGAGCUCAAGCGGCAGAGGGAGCUCCGGCAGUCAUCAGUGAGCCGCCAGAGCAUGGGUAGCGGUAGCGAGUUGACAUCCCCGCCCCCCGGAAGAGCGGACAACCGUCGCGACAUCGAAACGCUCAUCAACAGCCUGGUGGGGGAGAGCAGGCCAAGCUCGGCCUUUACGGGAGACGUAGCUUCUCCAGCCGCGAGGCGAAGCAGGCCGAACAGCGUCCUCAGCGCCGGCGAGAUAAGCAAUGGCGCGUCGGACUUUGCCAGUGCGCAAAAUGGACAGGCGGGCUCUGCGUCCAAAGUGGCCCUCAGCACCGUGCCCUUGACCACCGUUUUCCAGUGCCCGCCCUCGCCUGUCAAGGAAGUGUUUUCUUACAGCAAAGGCGUCCAGACGGUCGACGAUCCGAAUCCCCCGACGCGUCCGAGAGCGCAGUCAACUAUAUCGGAAGCUGAUGACCUGAACGCUUCCAUCUCGACACCGAGCAAACGCCUGAGAAGGAGAGAGCGGGACCGGGAGGAGGAGCUGCGACAAAAGAUACGGGAAGAGGUUGAAGAGGAGCUGCGGGCGGCCAAGGAGCUUGUCGCUGACGGUUCUGGUUCUGGUCCGAAGUACGCCUCGUCAUCGUCAAACUAUCCAUCCAGAGACCUCACCGCCGAAGAGCUCGAGGCCGUCACUCGGUCGGAGGAGUUUGUUGACUUCUUGGAGCAAUCGACGAAAGUCAUAGAGCGUGCGAUUGAUCAAGAAACGUACGACAUCCUCAUCGACUACUCUUUGCACGGGAAAGAUCAGGACGACGAAGACGAGGAGAGCGGCAACACGGGAGGCCGAGGAACGCGCAGAAUCAAGGAAGUGGCCCAGUUCUACGAUGGCCGGUGGUCCAAGAAGCGAAUGAUCAGCAGCAUCGACUUUUCGCCCAAGUUCAGCGAGCUUCUGCUAGCCUCGUACACGAAGAACCCUACGGCGCCGCACGAACCGGAUGGUCUCGUGCAAGUCUGGAACACGCACAUGCACGACCGGCCGGAAUACGUCUUCACGGCACAAUCGGAUAUCCUCACGGCCAAAUUUUCCCCCUUCCAUCCAAACCUGAUCAUUGGCGGCUCCUACAGCGGCCAGGUCUUGCUCUGGGACACACGAGCCAAGGCAACGCCGGUGCAAAAAACACCGUUGACAGGCUACGGCCACGCUCACCCGAUCUACUCGGUAGAUAUUGUUGGCACGCAGAACGCGAACAACGUCAUAUCGUGCUCGACCGACGGCGUCGUAUGCGGCUGGAGCAUGGAUGUCUUUGCGCAGCCGCAGGAGCUUCUCGAGUUGAAGAACCCGUCGCAGGCGAAGAUUGCCGUGGAGCAUGUCAGCCCGACCUGCGUUUCCUUCCCUCAGUCGGAUCCGACCUUAUUUCUCGUCGGCAGCGAGGAGGGCACCAUCUUCCCCUGCCACAGGUACGAUCGUGCCGGAGCCAAGGCCGGCGUGGACAAGAAGAUCAGCUACAAGGGCCACGCCGCUCCCGUCAUGUCGGUCGACUUUCACCCGUCGAGGGGACCCGUCGAUCUCGGCGACCUGGUCAUCUCGUCGUCGCUAGACUGGAGCGUCAAGCUGUGGAAGGUGCGUGCGCCGGCGGCGACUUCGACGGUCGGCAGCGCCGACGGCAGCAUCGCGCCCCUCAUCGACUUUGUCCGCGAGGACGUCGUCUACGACGCCAAGUGGUCCCCUGUCAAGCCGAGCGUCUUCGCCCUCGUCGACGGCGCCGGCUGGCUUGAACUCUGGGACAUUGCGGUGGAGACGGAGGAGCCCGUGUCGAGGAUCUCGCCAAGCGCCCGCCAGGACGGCCGAACCAUGCUUUCCAAGAGCCUGAACAAGGUGACCUGGGAGCCAGUGGACGGGAAGCGCCUCGCGACCGGUGGCAUUGACGGCUCGCUGACCGUCUUCGAGGUCGGCAGCGGCUUGGGCGGCAGGGAGGCUUUGAAGAACGAGGAGUGGACAAACGUCAAGAAACUGGUGAACCGCGUGGAAGCGGUUGGAUUGAACGGAGCUGUGGUGGCCUAG